Nymphalis io (European peacock) is the source of this 604-nucleotide messenger RNA. Its product is annotated as huntingtin-interacting protein K. NCBI's taxonomy places the organism in Eukaryota, Metazoa, Arthropoda, Insecta, Lepidoptera, Nymphalidae. The transcript has 3 exons. Gene Ontology annotation, biological process: protein stabilization; negative regulation of apoptotic process. Bases 188 to 550 code for a protein of 120 amino acids. The record is from RefSeq and is a predicted model, not a curated record.
CAAUGUCAAAAGUCAAAGCGUGAUAUUUUAGGUACCUACCUACUUAUUAAAAAUUCUCACUAGGAAAUUACUACUUUAACAGAAUAAGUUACUCAUUUUUAUUAUUAAUGUAUCUUAGCUGAUGAAUAUUUUCACAAUAAUAAAUUAACCAACUGCAAUUAGUAAAAUAUAAAAAAAUAUCCUAAACAUGGCUGAUGAAGAGGUUAAUGGUGAUACUGAUGACAUACAAGUCGAAAAAGAUAAAACUCAAAAGAAGGCAGCAAAACACGACAGUGGUGUAGCUGAUUUGGAAAAAGUAACUGACUAUGCCGAAGAGAAAGAAAUAUCAUCGCAAGACAUUUCUGGUGCUCUUUCAUUAAUUGGCGAUCGUAGAAAUAAAGAAGCAGCUGAAAGGCUUGAAAAAGAAAAGGAAUUGCAAAAAGUUUCAGUUAAAAAAGAUGAUAUUGAAUUAAUAGUAAAAGAAAUGGAAAUCUCUCGAACAUUAGCAGAAAGAACUCUAAGGGAACAUAGAGGUGACUUGGUGGCAGCCCUUAUAACCCUAACAAAUUAAUGACAGUCAACCUUUGUGUUAUACAUAUAUAAAAGAGUAUUUUUCAAUCUCUAA